Molecule: messenger RNA, 198 nt
Organism: Loa loa (African eye worm)
Lineage: Eukaryota; Metazoa; Nematoda; Chromadorea; Rhabditida; Onchocercidae
Exons: 2
Coding region: 1-198 (65 amino acids)
Source: RefSeq, a predicted model, not a curated record
AUGUGUCGCAUACCAAAUUCACAUCAAAAUUUUGUCUUUAUCAGGAUAAAUAUAACAAUUUCGGUAGAAGAAAGCCUUAUUUAUGUACAAGCUAUCUGGCGACACGGUGAUCGUGCACCACAUCAAUUACCAUAUCCAAAUGAUCUGAAUGAUGAAAGCUCUUGGCCAAGAGGAUGGUCUCAGCUAACAAACGUUUGA